CACUGGCCUAAAGGCUUCCCGUUGCAGAAUGGGCAGGAAAGCUGUGUGGUUGGAAUAGGUCACCCAGCCUCUCUGAACUAUCUCUUCCUCUGUUUGGUGGAAACAUGGCAUCUGGCACAGGCGGUUCAUACAGGCAGUUGGCUAAUGGCAGAGGGCAUCUUCCUGUUUGAGAGGGUCAGUGACAGGUGUGGCAUCUGCUAAGGCCAGUAGUCAUUCUGAUGUGAAUACAGCUUUAGCCACUUGGGUUCAAGUGAGUGGGGAGCACAUAGGACAAGGCCUGAGAACCCAGGAAGGCUUUCCCCACGUGUCUUCCAUCACCACAGGCAGCCUUGUCAUUUUAGUUUUCUAUCCCAGGUCAGCUCUGUGCUGAGGGUAAGCUUGCCCAGGCGUCAACAGAUGGGGACUUCCAAGUCUGGCCAGUUGCUGCUGUCUUUUUAGAAUGCAAAGGACAGCCUGGAGGGACUUUGGAAUUGACUUUGGAGUCACCAAUGGCCCAGAAUUGAGGCUCAGGUGUGAUGGAGAUUAUUUGGAAACCAGCCUUAGUCCAGGGCAGCAGCUGCUGCCCGUCCCUUUGGAGACCAAGCUGUGACCUUGCAGAAAUGAGGGAGGGUCGGUUCUCUGGCUUGGCAGACAGGUCCAGACCUUGGCAUGGACCAUUGGGUAAGUGUACUGGCAGUGAAGUUGACGUUGGUGAACAUGAUCAGCCCCAAGUUCCAUGGCUGUCAUGGAGGGUCUGGUGUACCUGACAACAGUAUUCCCUUCUUUUCCAGUCCAUUUCCGAUAUGUGGUGUUUCACCCAUUCCUGGAUGAGAUUCUCAUCGGGAAGAUCAAAGGCUGCAGCCCAGAGGUCUCUUUAGGGUUCUUCGAUGACAUUCUCAUCCCCCCUGAGUCACUGCAACAGCCUGCCAAGUUUGAUGAGACAGAACAAGUCUGGGUGUGGGAGUAUGAGACGGAGGAGGGAGCUCAUGACCUGUACAUGGACACUGGUGAGGAGAUCCGCUUCAGGGUGGUGGAUGAGAGCUUUGUGGACACGUCCCCCACAGGACCCAGCUCAGCCGAGGCUGCCUCUUCCAGCGAGGAGCUGCCAAAGAAGGAAGCGCCAUACACGCUUGUGGUAAGGUGUUUGGGAGGCUGCUUUCUUUUUCGGUUUUUCAAGAAAGG
This is a messenger RNA of Cricetulus griseus (Chinese hamster), 1161 nucleotides long. The record is from RefSeq and is a predicted model, not a curated record. Lineage: Eukaryota; Metazoa; Chordata; Mammalia; Rodentia; Cricetidae.